This is a messenger RNA of Microbotryum saponariae, 1224 nucleotides long. NCBI's taxonomy places the organism in Eukaryota, Fungi, Basidiomycota, Microbotryomycetes, Microbotryales, Microbotryaceae. The record is from the annotation of a GenBank genome assembly.
AUGACGACCCGCACGACCGGCACGCUGGCGGAGGUUCGAGGUCCCCGUCCAGGCCGAAACGAGUUGCGACAUGCGACGCUCGGGGUCAUAGCGCUUCUCCUUGCACUUGGCCGAAUCAAUGACGUACACGACGUCAGGGAUCGUGACCGAAGUUUCGGCGAUGUUGGUCGAGAUGACGACGCGUCUUACACCCUUGGAAGCGGGCUCGAACACACGCUGCUGAUCCGCGAUGGGGACCGACGAGUGCAAGACGUGCACUUCGUACCUGUUCGUAUCGUUAAAGUUGAUGCCGAGCAGAGGGUGUCGACCCGUGUCCGAGAGGAUCGUCUGCACGUUCUUGAUCUCAUCCCAACCGGGCAAGAAGACGAGCACGUGACCUUCCUCGGACUUGGCGAGCACGUUCGCGAUCAUGAGCGCGAUCAAGGGGAACGGCAUGUCGAGGUCGUCGAUCUCGCCGACGGGUCGACCGGUGUGAGGGUUUGUCGCGAUUCGAGGCACGAGAUCUCGUGCGAGGUACUGCACGACCGACUUUUCAUUGAAGACCCAUUCUCCUUCCUGCUGGGUCAGUCGAAGCGACCUCAGUUCUUCGAUGACCGCAUCGAGGCGAUGUUCUUCCACGGGAAAGCUUCGUCCCGGUACCUUGACGAUCGGCGCCAGUCGUCCCGUUCUCUCAUCGGCAAAGUACGACGUGAACAACUUGGGGUCGAUCGUAGCCGACAUCAAGACGACGCGGAUCUCGUCCUUGCCGGCCUGUCGACGUUGGUGGAGCAGCAUACGGAGCACAAAGAGCAACAGAUCGGUGUCGACGUCUCGUUCAUGGACUUCGUCAACGCAGACGUGCGUGACACCAUCGAGGAAGCCCUGGCCACUUGUGUUGUGCAGAUCGGCCUGCAUGCGUCGGAGGAAAAGUCCGGUCGUGCAGAAAAGGAUCGAACCAUCCGAUUUGGGAGGCUUGGACUCGAAGCGGACCUGGUAACCGACCGAAUCACCAAUAGCUUCGCCGCGUUCCUUGGCGACACGUUCGGCGACCGAGAUGGCGGCAAUUCGACGAGGUUGCGUGCACACGACGUUGCACUUGGCGCCAUCGCCACGCAAGAUCCAGUCGUCCAAGAUCAGCUGGGGUAUCUGCGUCGUCUUUCCGGAACCGGUGGCGGCCAAGACGACAGUGACGGACGAAGUGGCGAUCUUGGCGAGCACGGACGAAGCAUGCGACGAGACGGGUAA